Enhydra lutris kenyoni (northern sea otter) is the source of this 2480-nucleotide messenger RNA. RefSeq names its product PQ loop repeat containing 1 (gene SLC66A2). NCBI's taxonomy places the organism in Eukaryota, Metazoa, Chordata, Mammalia, Carnivora, Mustelidae. Gene Ontology annotation, cellular component: endosome; trans-Golgi network. Gene Ontology annotation, biological process: retrograde transport, endosome to Golgi; phospholipid translocation. The transcript is spliced from 3 exons. Bases 311 to 1045 code for a protein of 244 amino acids. The record is from RefSeq and is a predicted model, not a curated record.
CCCCCCUCGCAGACCCGCGGGCCCCGCCGUGCGCCCGGCGCUUCUGUCCCCUCGCGGGGUUGGCUCGCGCGCGGAGGGCUCGCGGGGGCUCCGGUGUCGGCGGGGGGUGCCCCGGCCGUGAGUCCCCGCGGUGCCCUGGCUCGGAGUUCUCAGCUCUUCUCUCCCGCCAGGCCCCGGUGGCGGAGGGUCGCCGGGCAGCAGCCGCGAUGUGGGGGUGACCGGCAGCGCGCGAUCCGGGAGCCCGUGAGAGCAGCGGGGACCUGGGCCAGGUGGACGUCCGUCGGCGGGCAGGGCGACGCAGGUUUUCGGGAUGGAAGCGGAAGGCUUGGACUGGCUUUUGGUCCCCUUGCACCAGCUGGUUUCCUGGGGGGCAGCCGGGGCCAUGGUCUUCGGAGGGGUCGUGCCUUAUAUCCCCCAGUACAGGGACAUCCGGAGGACUCAGAACGCUGAGGGCUUCUCUACCUACGUGUGUCUGGUGCUCCUGGUGGCUAAUAUUUUACGGAUCCUCUUCUGGUUUGGACGGCACUUUGAGUCGCCGCUUCUCUGGCAGAGUGCAGUCAUGAUCUUGACCAUGUUACUGAUGUUGAAGCUCUGCACCGAAGUCCGCGUCACAAACGAGCUGAACGUAAAACGCCGUUUCUUUGCAGCAUCAAGAUGGUGCUCAUGUGGACCAGCGGUGACACCUUCAAGACGGCCUACUUCCUGCUCAACGGCGCCCCCCUGCAGUUCUCCGUGUGCGGCCUGCUGCAGGUGCUGGUGGACCUGGCCAUCCUGGGACAGGCCUACGCCUUCGCCCGCCACCCCCAGAAGCCAGCCCCCCACGUGGCACACCCUGCCAGCGCCAAGGCCCUCUGAGGUGGCAGGGGAGGACACGGACGUGUGGCCUCCGCCGUGGGCACUGGCCCAGUCACCUGUCAUCCCUGUGUGGGGCAGGUGGGCACCAUGGCCCAAGGGGAUGUCUGGGCCAUCGGGAUCUCGAUCAGCUCUGUGGGUCUCAGGUGCACUGCCAGGGGACCUGGGUGCCAACAUUGAUCCUCCGCCCUGAGGAUGAGUGUGAGUGGGCACUAGACCCCAGGGCUGGGCUGAGGCUGUUUUCCAGGUGAUGGAGAAGCAAGUGUUCUCUUCUUUCCUCCCAAAAAACACUUGUCUGGAACUUGGAAUGUGCUCACAGACCCAGGAAAUGGCAGACUUCGGGCUGCUAUGGGACAGGGCGCCAGGAAGCCCCUCUGGGACUCAGGCCUGCCGGGAGCCCCUGGGGCCUGCGGCCGGACUCUCGGCAACCCUCGGCCUGGGCGGCUUGGGGAGCAGGAGUGAGCAGUGGCACCAGGAGAACCCGCGCACCCGGCGCACAGAGCCUGGUCUCAGAAUGGCCCAAACGUGGACAUCCUGGUGACAGCAUGCGCGCGAGGGUGACUCAGAGCAGAGCCUGGGCACAGAGAGUGGGCCUGGGGUUUGAACACAGCUGAUGCUUGUGGGAAGGAAGCUGUGGGGACGCACGUUACAAGUGCUCUUGGUGACCUGCUGGAGUCGGCCCCGUGAGGGCCACCUUCAGUGCGGCCGUGUCACGGGACUAGGGACUUGGCCCUCAGCUUGGCAGUGGGGCCCAGAGUGUUCCGUGUGCCCACGUGCCUCAUUUCUGCAUUGGCUGCCUCCUGGGAGAUGCCCGUGUGGACGCCGCUGGCAGGGAGGGGACGAGCCUGUGUCCAUGCCGGCUGGACGCUGCCAGAGUGAGCUCAGGGGUGUUGGCACCAGAGCCUGGAGUUCCCCAUGAGUCCUGAGGGGAUGUGGGGGGCACAAGUGGCCCGUGUGUGCCCCUAGGGAAGCUGGGGGCCUGGGACCAGGUCUGGGGGACGCACCCUCCGCCGAGGACAGGCGUACUUACGGGCGUUCCCUCUGGGUUCCAGGAAUUGCACGUGCCUGCAGCCUGCCGCCCUGGACGUCUGUGUUCCAGGACGGUGAUGGCCUGUGAGUCAGGCGAGGGGAUGUGUGAUGCAGGUGUCCCCACGCUCCUCGGGCGUGGGGUGACGUGCCCGGGCGGGGCGUCCCUGGCCACCUGCUUUUUCCCCUCUCAGUUUUACAGGAGCAUCUCUGCUGUGCCCAGCAGCCCUGGGCGAGCUCCCAGGCCCCGGCGCCUGAGUGUCCCAGCAGCCGUGGGGCUUCCCCUCUGCGGGGCGGAGGGCCGGCCCUGGGGCGGGUGUGCGGGGGCGGUGCCACUGUCCUGCUGCUCCAGCUGCUGCCUCCUCCGGAGCUUUGCUCACAAAUGCCUGAAUGUUUGAGUGAGGAUCCUGCUUAGGCACUUGGGCUAUAAGACGCUUUGGAAAUGUUUAUUUUUAAACACAGGGGGUGUCAGUAGCCGUAAUUUCCUCCAGAUUAAAGUGUCUCCCUCUGCCUGCGGCCGUGGCGGCAUGUGCCCAGCGAGGGGAGCACUCGGGGUUGUCCGCGCUCUGACUUUACCCCAAUAAACCGCUUGUGGAUCUGUG